UAGAGAGUGGCCCCUGGGUGGGGCCAUGGAGAAGCAGGAGAGGUCGGGAGCUGCUGGCGGCCCUCGGAGGGAUUUCCCUAGAGGGACAAUGAGGUCCUGUGAGGACCAGCCCCGGAGCAUCUUGAAACAGAACUGCAGCUUCUUGCAGGAGAAACCCCUCAGUGCAGAGAAGAAAAAGUCUCAGCACUGGGAUGAGAUGAAUAUCCUGGCCACUCACCAUCCUGCUGAUAAGGACUAUGGUUUUAUGAAGGUGGACGAACCCAGCACUCCCUACCACAGACCACAGGACAGUGAUGAGGACCUGUCUGUGGGGUCCUCCCUCAAGGUGACCCCUGAAAUGCUGGCAGAGAGGUUUGCAACAAUGGACAAUUUCGUCCCCAAGGUCCUCCAGAACAGUGAUAACAAAAGCUCAAGAGCUGCAGACAGCUUUUCCAAGACAUACUCCAGUGAUUUUUACAAGAACCGCAAGAAACACUACAAUGAAGGAAAAUUCCUCAGGGCUCAGAAAAAUAUGCCCUCGUAUAAUGACAAGGACAGUUCCUGGGACAGUGCCAGCAUCAGCAGUGGUGGUCAAGGUGUAAUAAGGGACCAGGUGCCCAGAUCUGCGGAGAGAGGCUGGCCAGGAGCACUGGCUGGAGCUAUCAAAGAUGAGACUGCUCAGGGAACUGUGAGUGACAUCGUAGAAGCCAAAGAUUCCACUACCUGCAGAAACCAGUUCUACCCUGGAAAAGCCCCCAUCCUGUUGGAGAAGGAGAUUGAUCAGCAACGCAAGGAAUAUUACAACAAAGGAAUAUACCUGAGGUCUUGCUCCCGCCCAGAACUUGAAGAAGACGCAGAUGAGCAGCAGAACAAUGCUACCAUGUCCUCCAGUGACAGUGAAUCUCAGGUGGUAUCCAGCUGGUAUCAGUGGCUGGAAGGCAAGGAGCUGAGCCGCCAAAACUCAGAGAACUCAGAGAGGGAACAUGGGAACAUCCAGAACCCACCAAGCUGGAACAGGCGCAGAUGUGAGCCUGGGCAGAGAUGAAAUUCGAAGCUCCAGUGGACUCAGGAAGAGGAAACCAGACAAAGGAAAACAUAACCAGCUGGGGGUGGGGUAAAGGCAACUUUCCCCUGCCCUUAAAACCCUAGGGGUGGACAAUAAAGAUAAGAAGAGCAGGAAUCUGGUUGCUGCGUAUUGGU
Octodon degus (degu) is the source of this 1179-nucleotide messenger RNA. RefSeq lists its product as uncharacterized. The record is from RefSeq and is a predicted model, not a curated record. Gene Ontology annotation, biological process: regulation of signal transduction. Gene Ontology annotation, molecular function: protein phosphatase inhibitor activity. The coding region runs from base 26 to 1024 and encodes 332 amino acids. NCBI's taxonomy places the organism in Eukaryota, Metazoa, Chordata, Mammalia, Rodentia, Octodontidae. The transcript has 9 exons.